AUGCAGCUGUUUAAAGGACAGAGGAGAAAGAGGCAUUGCGUGAAGCUCUCUGAGCUGGGCAGCAGUUUGGACAGAGAGGGAGGAGGAGAAGAUGAUGAAGAGGAGAGAGUGUGUGUUCAGGACGGACGUGUGUAUCAGCGGGAGGAGGACUGGGUUUCAGACAGCUGCACAUUCUGUACCUGCCAGGAGGGGAAGGCAGUGUGUCGGCAGGUCACCUGUCCUCCAGUAAUAUGUUCCAGUCCUUCCUUCACUGAAGGGGAAUGCUGCCCUGUGUGUCUGGGAUUGGGAAGUGAAGAUGGAUGGUCCCCAUGGUCGGAGUGGACGGAAUGUUCGGUCACCUGUGGGCGUGGCUUCCAGCGGAGAGGGCGAUCUUGUGAUGAUGUCUCCACGUCCUGUUCUGACUCCUCCCUCCAAACCCGCAGGUGCACCCUGGGAAGUUGUGAAAGCCGAGUCCAUGGGAACAGCGGCUGGGGCCUGUGGUCUCCGUGGUCUGCAUGUUCUGUGUCGUGUGGUUCAGGUCUCGUUGUGCGUGUUCGACUCUGCAACUUCCCCCUCGCUCAGCGCGGGGGCAGCGGCUGCCGUGGCAACACUACAGAGACACAUCCCUGUGACGCUACACCCUGUCCAAUUGUCGGGGUCUGGGGACCGUGGUCUUCCUGGUUACCAUGCAGUGUGUCGUGUGGCAGUGGGCUGAUGAUUCGUCAGCGGGAGUGUUCUAACCCCGCCCCCCGGCAUGGAGGCAGGAACUGUGUGGGAGAGACGGCCGACUACGCAGCCUGCAAUACACAACCCUGUCCAAUAGACAGCUGUCUUUCUAGGCCCUGCUUCCCUGGGGUCUCCUGCCACUCUGAGACUGAUGGCUCAUGGGAAUGUGGGUCCUGUCCACUGGGUUACCAUGGAAAUGGCUCUGUCUGUGAAGACCAGGAUGAAUGUGUGUUGCAGGGUGUGUGUGUGACAGAGUGUGUGAACACAGACCCAGGGUUCCACUGUCACCCCUGCCCCCCCCGAUAUCACGGCAACCAACCCUACGGUCUCGGACUGGAAGACGCCAAAAACACCAAACAGGUCUGUGAGCCCCACAACCCCUGUAAAGAUCACACACACCGUUGCAGUCAGCAUGCGGAGUGUGUGUACCUGGGCGUGGCGUCUGAAACUGUGUAUCGGUGUGUGUGUGGCGUUGGCUUCGCUGGGGACGGCUUCCUGUGUACGGAAGAUUCUGACCUAGAUGGCUGGCCCAAUCAUAUCCUUCCCUGCCACCACAACACAACCUACCACUGUCUACAGGAUAACUGCCCCGCCCUGCCAAACUCCGGACAGGAAGACCUUGACAAUGAUCGCCUUGGAGAUGCCUGUGACCCUGAUGACGACAACGACGAUGUCUUCGAUGAGAGGGAUAACUGCCCUGGACACUACAACCCCCGUCAGUUUGACUCUGACAGAGAUGGAGUUGGAGACCGCUGUGAUAACUGUCCCUUCACCCCCAACCCUUCACAGACUGAUACAGACAGCAACGGAGAGGGAGACGCCUGCAGUAUCGACAUGGAUGGAGACGGUUUGUUUG
Messenger RNA from Oncorhynchus keta (chum salmon), 1561 nucleotides. RefSeq names its product thrombospondin-2-like. The annotation marks the transcript as partial. The record is from RefSeq and is a predicted model, not a curated record. Gene Ontology annotation, molecular function: calcium ion binding; protein binding. The transcript is spliced from 11 exons. NCBI's taxonomy places the organism in Eukaryota, Metazoa, Chordata, Actinopteri, Salmoniformes, Salmonidae. Gene Ontology annotation, biological process: cell adhesion; negative regulation of angiogenesis.